AUGACAUUAAACGAAGUUGACCACAAUUCCUCUCAUAAUCCACAGUUUAGCAAAUCAAACUACCACUUGCAGUUGUCGAAGUCAUUGUUUCGACACUACAAUAAGUCUGCACAAGCCUUGCAAAAAAGCGGUGGUGGUACUACGCCGGAUUUCGUUUACCAAGAGCCGAAACUAUUAAACCAACCGGCAUAUGCAGACUCUAGCUAUGACAGAAUUGGCAAUGGUUACUUUGUUGAUAGAGGAGCCAUUUCCGUUCCGUCAUCUAGAAUUGAAACUUUUUAUACAGACAAAUCGAUAGAAGAAGAAGUACAUAACUUUAUGCAACAUUAUGAAGGCUUGCACAGUUAUGACCAAGGAGUUCAUGAAACGCCACUGCAGCCCGGAAGCGAUGGGUACCGUUUGUCAUCUAAUGAACAUUAUGAUCAAAAUGUACAGCCUGUGUACGAAGCUCAAUCAUCUCAAGAGUACCAAAGUAUAGCAACUCGAGCACCGCAAUGUCAGAAUUUACUGGGAUAUAAUGCACCUCAGGGUGAACAAAAUCAGCAUUUCGACCACCACCAUAAUGCUCAGCAACAACAGCAACAACAGCAGUUUCAACAGCACGCAACAAUGAACAAUCUACAUCAACAGCAAGCUGCACAUCAGCUGCAAUCACAUCCAAAGCAAAUCCACCAACAACAAUAUCAACAUAUACAACCCUCGUUUUCUCAAAAUUACAGCCAAUCAUACAAUUCCUACCAUGCACCAACGCAAGCCUCUUACGUUAACAACCCUCACAAACAAUCCAAUGACCAAUACCCCCCUCGUGGCUCAGCCGAAGAACACACUGAAUCUCGACAUUUGCCAACCUUCCAAAAUGCUCCCCAACAAGCUGCUCCUGCCAACAACGAUACUACCAAAUACCCCCAUGCACUAUCAGCCACCAAGGAAACAACAUUCGAACCCAAAGUUAAGGCUAAACGGGGAAGACCAAGAAAAAAGCCUGGUUUCCACUUAAAGUUGGAUGGAAUCAACAAAAGGGCCAAUUUACCAAACCGACUAGUUUCUUCGUCUCAGUCCGAUUCUGGAACGGAUUACUGGAACAGGACGCCGGGUGGUCUAAACCAUGGUCCUCUGCGACUAUCCAUGUCAUUAGCGCGUGAGGACUUUGAUGUAAUGAAGGAAAUGGAGUUAAAUGACAGCAAUGUGUAUGGAUCUGUUCCUGGAUUUAACUUGACCCCCUCUGUUGAUCCACCAGCGGGAGCAAAGAGCUACUUUGAAUUGAAUCACACGCCAGGGGUUGACUCUGUUGCAAAUGGGAGCUACUUCUCGCCAGCUAUAGGCGUCAAUGCGGGAGUAAAUAAUUUCAAUCAAUCUUUUGAAGUUUACCUAGAUAAAGCAGACGAUUUUGCCACCGCAGGUGCUCAACACGACGACUUGUUGGAUUCAAACAUUAUGGGAUUUCCGAUCCCAGAGUUUCGCGAAGAAAAUAUUGGUGAUGGACAGCAAGAACCUAUAAAGGAUGAAUUCACUCCGUUAGGCUUGUCUAUUGAUCCAUACGUAUCCCAAAACGAGUCGUCCCCAGGAAAAGGUUCAGGUUCAGGAGCCGAGAUUGACAACUAUUCACAAUCCACAUAUUCCGCAGACAUCAACCACUUCAACAUUGAUAACUACAUUAAUUCCGAUGAAGAUCAGGAAAUAUAUCCAAAUCCAUCUACUUUGCACCGGACCACAUCGAAUCACAGUGUUCACAGCGUAGCAUCUGCUGGAUCCGAUACCGGUCAAAGAGAUUCCCUGGCAGCAAAUAAAACACAUACAUCAGCUGCGAAAAAGAAGGGAAGCAAAGGUGCUAAGUGUCCUGUUUGUGAUAAAUUCAUUAGUCGUGAUUUGACCCGUCAUAUGCGAAUACAUAAUGAAAUUGGUAGAUUUCAAUGCGUUUAUCCCAGGGAAAUGUGUAACCACAAGACACAAAAUUUCAAUCGACCCUAUGAUUACAAGAAACAUUUGUUGCAUCUGCAUUUCAAAUUUGACGAUUCAAGAGGCAAAACAGCGCACACUUUGGGAGAUAAAUUACCCUUGAGUGGAGAGUGCAUAGCUUGUGGUGCAAGAUAUCUUGCUAGUGAAUGGUUGAGUGAGCAUGUGUUGACCAAGAAUGAGAGGCAGAGGUGCAUCUACGUUGACGCGAGGACCCUGAUUGAACAGUCUUGA
Messenger RNA from Lodderomyces margitis, 2187 nucleotides. RefSeq lists its product as uncharacterized. The record is from RefSeq and is a predicted model, not a curated record. The coding region runs from base 1 to 2187 and encodes 728 amino acids. The transcript has a single exon. NCBI's taxonomy places the organism in Eukaryota, Fungi, Ascomycota, Pichiomycetes, Serinales, Debaryomycetaceae.